AUGUCCUAUAAACGCUCUCGCGCGACCUACGAGGCUGACCUUCACGCACCCUUUGCGACUUUUGGAACGCCGCUGCCUGACGACCCCGAAGCCCGAGAUGAUGGCUCCUUUGUGCCAAUUUGGAAGCAGGAGGUGAGGGAUGAGAGGGGUAGGAAACGACUUCACGGCGCAUUUACUGGAGGAUGGAGCGCAGGAUACUUCAACACGGUCGGGUCUAAAGAGGGUUGGACCCCUUCAACCUUUGUUUCCAGUCGCAGUAACCGCCGCAAAGAUGACGCUGCUCCCGCGCAACAGCGACCCGAAGAUUACAUGGACGAGGAGGAUCUUGCUGAUGCCGCCGAAGCUCAGAAGCUCCAGACCUCACAGGCCUUUGCUGGUCUUGGAUCUUCCGGGCAAGAAGCUGGCAGUGGAGGCUUGAUGGGACUACUCAGAGCUGAUGGCGAUACCAUGGGCUUGAAGCUGCUUCGGAAGAUGGGCUGGAGGGAUGGCCAAGGCAUUGGCCCCAAGAUUCGAAGAAGCGCCCGGCUCGACCUUGGCGGAAGCUCCGAAGCUGGCGAAACACAUUUAUUCGCCCCCGACAACACAAAGAUGAUUCAGUUUAUACGCAAAACCGACCGAAAGGGCCUGGGCCAUGAGGGGGAAGCCAAAUUGACGGGCCUCAGCAAAAUUACAGCUGCAGCAGACGAUGACGAUGACGACGAGGAACCCCAAAGCGGCGAUUUACGAAGUACAUAUCUAAUUUCUACGGGUAGACAAAAACCCAAGCCUGGACGCGGCGGUAUCGGGGUGGGCAUUCUAAACGAUAAUGGCUCUGAUGAAGAGGAUCCAUAUGAAAUUGGACCCAAGAUUCGGUACAACCGCGUCAUUGGAGGCGACAAGAAGAAGAAAAAGGCCAAAAAGGUGGCAGCUCCUGUCAAUCCAGCCUUGAAGAAUGCGCCGGUGUUUGUCUCCAGGACUGCCCGAGCCGGCAAUGGCCUUCGUCGUUGUCACGAUGGGCGUUUACCUCUGGAUGGUUUUGUUCUCGCCAAGAUUACCGAGGAUCUGGCUGACCUCUUGUUGGAAUAUGCACCGCCUCCUGUUCCAGAGGGAUGGGUAUCUUCCAAGGCGCCGACAAACCAAGCAACAUCUACAACAUACACGUCAACGGCGGACGCAGCCAAAGCAUCUACACACGAUGCCAAGUCAAGAGCAGCGCUUCUCGGGGAGAAGGCUCUUCCUGGAAAAUCCGUGUUUGACUUCAUCUCUAGUUCGGCGCGCGACAAACUGGCUGCUGCGUCAGGAAGAAAAGAUCUCCCUCCCGGGCUUGGCGAGGUGCCAGAAGGUUUCGCCAUGACGGAGGAGGAAAAGCAACAGGCGCUGUGGGACGAAGCACCCAAGCUGGAUCGUGAAACAGCCGUUGCAGCAAUAUCAAGAGGCUCAGCUGGGCCAUACGCAGACGACGAGGCGAAAAAGGCACGUUAUCGAACAUAUUUGGAACACUUUGCAACCGGGAACCAGCCGUUGCCGUACAAGCCCAAAGGAAUGGCGGACGAUGAUUUCGCGCGGGAACUAGCCGAGUUUUAUAACUGCGCUAGGAUUUUCAAGCCCAUGACGGGGUUCAUGGCAUCUCGCUUCACAACAGCGAAGAAACCAUCAGUCACUUCAACAGACGGGUCAACAGGGGCUGAGCUUCUGUCAAAGCCCGAGCCAAAAGCGGCUGACCCGGCAGAGGAGGCGGCCAAGGUUGGCAUGUAUGGUAAGCUGACUCGAACAGUCGAGGACUUUUACCCAACGAGACUGCUGUGUAAGCGGUUCAACGUCAAGGCACCGGCGAACUCUCGACUAGACAAGGAAGCGGAGACAAGUAACUCAAGAGGCCCAGGGCUGAUGGAAGAUACGGGAGGCAUGGCGGCCCCUGUUGGAGAGACCAAAUACAUCGAGAGCGCUCCAUCAACGACAGGAACAACGCCAACUCCCAAACCGGAGCCGGUUAUCAAUCCAGACAAGAAUGAGGCUUUGGAGGGAAAGACGGCUCAUGAUGAGGAAGCUGGUAUCGGACCAUCUGUGUCCUUGGAGUUUGAGAAGAAGACGCCGUCGAUCGCCUCAUCGACGACGCCCAGCACGCGCACAUCGUCAAUCCAUCAUCGCGAGCCGACACCCGAAGACCUCAAGACCCCCGAACAACCCGAGUCGCACAUUCUAUUGAGUCGCGAGCAGUCUCCGCCGCCGCAGUAUCCCGCCUCCGAGGCUUCUUCCUCGCGCCCUCCCCCCUUCUCGUCGCUCUUUACCUCACCACCGGACCACGCCCACCAGCGUCCCAGCAAGUUCACCACCUUCGUUGUCACUUCUCACUGCGAAGGAGAAGCUUCAGGUUCUGCCGCGCCAGCAUACGAGUCUUUUACCGCCCCGCGAGCAGCGCAGCCUUUUGACCCGGACCAGACCGCCAGUGCCUUUCGCGAUCCAGUCGCAGAGACCAAGCGCGCACUUCCCCAGGAUACCAAGGGGGAUUCCAGUCGCAAAGACGACGACGCAGAACCGCCGCCGGCUUAUUCGGAGGGAGACAGUCCCCUCCUCACAUUCUCGUACCUGAUGGCUGCCGCAGGAGGAGCUUCGAGUAUUAUUACUCAGGUGCAGCAGGGCGGGCCGCCUGUGAACACCAUUGGAGAUGUCGGUGCCGAUGAGACGAUUGCUAUGGACCUCAGGGGCACCAGGUUCUACCUCUCUAGAGAUGAGUUGCUCACUUUGCCCGAGUUUGUAUUGCUAUCCUUGUUCCCCAACGGACUCUUCCCUGAAGGACACAUGGGUGGUUUCUCGGAUGGUGAUGCCGUGCAAGUAGACUACGACCCUGCUUCUCUGCAGUAUAUGCUUGACUUCUUCCGGGAUGUGGCACAAUCGAUCCCCACAGACCCGUCACCAAGCGUGUCGCAGGAUGAAGAUGCGCCUUCUCUGGGGGCCUCGCGCGACGACUCUAAGCGAGCCGGCAUCAUUGUGCUCCGCGAGGACCUGGACUUUUACGCCAUCCCUCCGCGACCAGACAUUGGCCAGCUGGACAUGAUUGCGGUGAAGCGGGCCGCUGCAGAGGCUCUGCAGAAGCAGGACGGCAUCUUUUCCGGUUUGAAGCGAAGUGACGAGCCUGGUACCACCGAGGCCCAUCUUAUUGAGAUGUUGACGGCAGGCGGCUUCAACCACGACGACCGAUGGGGUCACCGCGCAGGCGAGCCCAACAAGGCCGUCAUCUGCAGUCUGGCGCUCGCCCGGCUGCGCAGCGACAUUCGCGGCAACGAGAUGGGCAACAACGCCGUAGGCAUGGCGCAAAAGCUCCUCCUCUUCUGGCGCAAGCCCGCACGACGAUGCUGGUGGGAAGGCGUCGAGCUCGAAAACGUCGAAGGUGUCGAAGGCAAGCUCAAGGUCUGGAUCCGAAGAGUAUGGACCCUCGAGAUGAGCGUUAUUGGCCUACGUUAG
This is a messenger RNA of Fusarium keratoplasticum, 3441 nucleotides long. RefSeq names its product G-patch domain-containing protein. The transcript has 6 exons. Gene Ontology annotation, biological process: mRNA processing. Gene Ontology annotation, molecular function: RNA binding. The coding region runs from base 1 to 3441 and encodes 1146 amino acids. Gene Ontology annotation, cellular component: nucleus. The record is from RefSeq and is a predicted model, not a curated record. Lineage: Eukaryota; Fungi; Ascomycota; Sordariomycetes; Hypocreales; Nectriaceae.